This is a messenger RNA of Venturia canescens, 630 nucleotides long. RefSeq names its product trypsin-like. Gene Ontology annotation, molecular function: serine-type endopeptidase activity. The coding region runs from base 1 to 630 and encodes 209 amino acids. The record is from RefSeq and is a predicted model, not a curated record. NCBI's taxonomy places the organism in Eukaryota, Metazoa, Arthropoda, Insecta, Hymenoptera, Ichneumonidae. The transcript has 4 exons. Gene Ontology annotation, biological process: proteolysis.
AUGGGCGGUUUUCACUUUUGUGGUGGCACCAUUGUGAGCAGCAGCUACGUUCUCACUGCGGCCCAUUGUGUCGCCGAGACCAAGGAUGGAAUAAAAAUUGUUGCUGGCGUAACGGACCUGACGAAAUUAAACAAACCGCAUAACGUUUAUGAAAUAAUUAUCCACCCUCAGUACGAAGCUUUCAAAAUUGGUCCAAUGUGGGUCAACGAUAUCGCGCUAUUGAGAGUCGCACCUUUUUCUUACUCCAAAACUGUCUCUAAAGUUACUUUACCUGAACGAGGCUCCGAAAUACAUGAGAACGCGAUUGGCACCGUUUCUGGCUGGGGGCGCCUUACGAAUGGCAGGUUCUCGAAGUUACUCCAGCGUGUUAACAUCAUGGUCACAUCUCAACAAUAUUGCGAGAAAAUAUACUCCGAGGCAGCUAUGACCGUUUACCCAACUCAAUACUGUGCUCACAAUCCUGAUGAGAAUAGUGGACCUUGUACUGGUGACGAGGGUGGUCCAAUGACGAUCGACGGAGUAAUGGAGGGUAUAAUUUCCAAUAUUUUCAACUGUGGUAGUGUGACUUAUCCAAAUAUUCAUACAAGAGUAGCAGAUUACGUUGACUGGAUAUACUCGCACAUAGGAUAA